Molecule: messenger RNA, 1676 nt
Organism: Coccinella septempunctata (seven-spotted ladybird)
Lineage: Eukaryota; Metazoa; Arthropoda; Insecta; Coleoptera; Coccinellidae
Product: phospholipase A1-like
Exons: 4
Coding region: 132-1667 (511 amino acids)
Molecular function (GO): lipase activity
Source: RefSeq, a predicted model, not a curated record
CAGGAAUUCGAAUAACACCAAAUUAUUCAUUUCUUAUGUUAUAAUAAAUAAUCGUUUCAAUGAAAAUGAUUUGAGUAUUCUUUCAACGUUCAACAAGAGAAGUUCUGUUUGCUUUAUAAAAAUUGAAGAAAAUGUCCACAAGUGGAUAUUUCUUUUGCUUUCUGAUUUUUGCAACCAGUCUUGCAAACACCUUGGACCUCUCACCCUCCACCCUGGUGAAAACCAUCCAUAAGGGCACAUAUGAGGCCAUCAAAGAGACCGUCAACACAGUCACUGAGGUCGUAGGAACCCCAGUCGACAUAAAAGACGUCCAUUUUUUCCUUCAUACUGCCACAGAUCAUGGAUAUCCAAAUCAUACCGUCGAUCCUUUGGAACCAUCUGAAAUUGCCACGAGAAAGGGUAGGGUAUACUUCCUGAUCCACGGGUGGACACAAAGCCGACAGAAAACACCGUGGUAUAGACCCUUGACGGAGUAUCUCUUAAAGAAACACCCUGAUGCCCAUGUGGUCCAGAUUGAUUGGGGCAAAGCUGCUGCUAAUAAUUACGCAUCUGCUGCUUUCUGUACCGAAAGUGUAGGGAAUAUCGUUGGAGACGUUAUAAAAAAGCUGGUGGUGGACAACAACGUCCCUCGAAAGAAUAUAGUCGUGAUAGGUCAUUCCUUAGGAGGUCAAAUAUCUGGCUGGGUUGGUAAACGAUUUCGCAAGCUGACAAAAACCACGCUUCCAAGAAUAAUAGCUCUGGACCCUGCAGGUCCUCUGUUUUCCAGUAGACCAGAAGACAAGAGACUGAACAAGAACGAUGCGGAUAUAGUUAUGGUCCUACACAGUGACGGUGGAAAACUCGGUUUUGGCAGUAGCUGUGGUAGCAUUGACUUCUACCCAAACGGUGGAUCAGAUCAGCCAGGAUGCUACAAGGUCGAUUUAGCGAAUGUGUCUACUCUGACUGAACCUAUUUGGUGUGACCAUCAAAGAGGAUAUGACCUCUUCCUGGAGGCAGUAAAAUCCCCUUGUCUCUUCCUGGCGAGAAAAUGUGAAAACUACGAUAAGUUCAAGGAGAAUAAAUGCGAAAAUAUAGCUGUCUCACUUGGAGACCUGGAAGCUUCAUCUGCUGGAUCCUACUACUUCAAAACAACCGAUAAAGCUCCAUUCAUCGAGAUUGAAGAACUGAGGAAAAAUGGAAGAAUUUUGAAACAUUCCGGCCAAAAUCAAAUCGAACAAUGUUCGGACUUUCUGAAAGAAGGCGAACAGAAUUUCGGAAAAAAUGGGAGUCAACACAGUCACUCCAGACAUCAAUCAUCGACUGAAGACACAAAUUUAUUUUCCAGUAUGGACAGAACAGGUUCUGAAAACAAAAAUCAUAACAGCAAAUACGAUAAGCAUAAGUCGAAUGAAGAAUCGUACAGAGAACGAAACGAAGCCAAAAAUUCCAAUGCACAAUAUAAAAAGGAUGCCCCAAAAUUGAGUAAGGAUUCUGGGGAAAGACAGGGACAAAGUCAUGUAAUUCAGCAGGGAGAAAAUUCCAGAGACUUUGAUAAGGACGGUAGGAAGCAUUCACAGAAAGUUGUUCAACGAGAUGAGGGCAUUUUCGAAGAAAAAGUCUCAAUAAGACCCAUUUCAUCGCAAGAAUUCAGAAAAAUUCCAGAAGGAUCAUAUAGGAAAAGUGUCUGAAGAAAAUAU